AAGCCUUCCCUAACUCCUACAACAAGCAGGCAAUGGUCGGUCGUAGUAUGAGAUCAGGAACGUCGAAUGUGCGAAGUUUUUGGCAAGCCAGUGUAGCCGAUGAAGAAAGAGCCAGGCGGGAAACGAUUCGCUCUGCUUCGUCUAAGCCGUACAGUUUUCCACGAUGGCGAUCUACAGACGCGCUAUCGGCAUCACUGGUCGCCUCGAACAACGUCGACGUGCCAAAAGAUAGCCGCAUACCUGAGCAGCGGCUUCAGAAGAUGAAAGAAACCGAAAGAUUGGCGGAAAUCCAUAAACCCCCUCGUUUAAUCUACAUUCUACUCAAGAGAUCCAUUCCAGAAGCCUUUCCCAACUCCUACAGCAAACAAGGGAUGGUCGGUCGUAGUAUGAGAUCCGGAACGUCGAAUGUACGAAGUUUUUGGCAAGCCAGUGUAGCCGAUGAAGAAAGAGCCAGGGUUCAGUCGAGCACAUACUACAGUACAGAGGAUACUACUACUGGAUGUCGAACACCGUCUUAUUCCAACGGAUACGAGCACGUAGAGAAGUCUACAGUACAAAGCCUGGAUCAAAUCUAUACCAACGAGGAACAGCUUUUCAUGCUUUACAUGAAACAAAAUCCAGAGAUUAUGUCGAGCUUGGGUAUCGCCUGCAGUUCGGCGACUCGGCAAGUGUUAGAGAAUCUUCCUCGAAUACCUGUGGAACUUCGCCUUAUAGAUGACAACAACUCGGUUUUCUCCACAUCCCCACGUCAAGGUAGAUACCUGAAGAAAGGUACUACCGCGCCAUCCAAUCAUAUUUAUUCCAAAAUACGAAAGCACGAACCAAGGGAAGUCCAUGAGCAACCUCAUGUGGAGGCUUUCCCCGAGAAACGAAUCGGAUCGUUGAUCAAAUCCGAAAUAAAGCAGCUACGAAAGCGUGAAGAUGAGUUGCACGAAUCCAGAAAGGAACUUGGGCUCCCAACGUUGCAGGAAAUGAUGGAACUUUGGAAACAAGGUCCUCAGAUGGUCACGUUGAGAUCUGCCGCUCGUUUCGAUCAUCCUCGAACGCCGGUAUUGCGGUCAUCACAAUUGACUUCAUCGAAUGGAUCUGUGGAUUGUUAG
Haemonchus placei is the source of this 1100-nucleotide messenger RNA. Lineage: Eukaryota; Metazoa; Nematoda; Chromadorea; Rhabditida; Trichostrongylidae. The record is from the annotation of a GenBank genome assembly.